AUGAUCGAGGGACUGGUGUGGAGCCGGCCCAGUCUGCUCAAGCUACACGACCACAACGUCGUGGUGCGGCGCGACAUGGCGGAGGACGCCGCGCUACGCGACCAGCGAGUGGCCUUGGUCAGCGCGGACAUGAACCCGCCCAUGCCGGUGGCGGGUGAUGUGUUCACGAGCCCGGCGCCCGACGCCAUUGUUGCGGCCAUCAAGGCGGUCACCGGCUCGAAGGGCUGCCUGCUCAUCGUGAAGAACUACACCGGCGACCGCCUCAACUUUGGCCUCGCGGCCGAGAUCGCCCGCUCGGAGGGCCUGCAAGUCAAUAUCGUGACGUGGCUCGACGACGUCGCCUUGGCAUCGGACGACUCCGCAACAGGCCGCAGGGGCAUUGCUGGCACGGUGCUGGUGCACAAGCUCGCCGGAGCCGCGGCGGAGGAGGGCAAGUCCCUGGAGGAGGUCACUCGUGUGGCCAGGCGCGUGGCCGAGAAUGUGCGCACCAUGGGCGUCGCGCUGAGCCCCUGCAUCGUGCCCGCGGUGGGCAAGCCGACCUUCACGCUCCCGCCUAACGAGGUUGAGCUCGGACUGGGCAUUCACGGCGAAGCCGGUGUCAGGAAGCAGCCGCUGGAGUCGGCCGACGCCACCGCCGAUCAACUGCUCACCGCUAUCCUGGCCGACGCCAAGCUUGCAGAGAAGAGCCGCGUGGCCGCGAUGGUGAACAACCUCGGCGCCACGACCAGCAUGGAGCUCUACAUCGUCGCGCGCAGGGUGCUUCGCUUUUUGGAGGAGAAGGGAUUCGUCGUAGAGAGGUUGCUGGUGGGCACCUACAUGACGGCUCUGGAGAUGGCCGGCUUGUCGGUGUCGCUGCUCCCCAUCGACGACGAAGCGCUCUCGCUGCUGGACGCGCCCGCUGCCCACGACGCUGCGUGGCACGGCUUCUCCCGUGCGGCGCCCAGCCGCAAGCACGCCUACACCGCAGCGCCGCCCGCCACGUCAGCCGCGUCGGCCGCUCCUUCGCCUUCGCCCGACGCGGCCCACCUGGUCGACGUGGUCGAGCAGGUCAUCGCCGCCGUGCUCCAGCACGAGGAGCUGCUCACCCAGCUCGACCAGCAGACGGGCGACGGCGACUUUGGCGUGACCCUGGCGCGCGGCGGGAAGGCCGUGCGCGCCAAGCUGGCCGACCUCCGCACCGCCGGCUCGGUGGCCGACGCCCUGCACGCCCUCGGCAUGGAGCUGCAGCGCAGCAUGGGCGGCACCUCGGGCGCGCUCUACGGCGUCUUCUUCCUCCGCAUGUCCGACGCGCUACGCAAAGCACCCACCGGCCAUCAGUGGGCCGAGGCGCUCAAGGCCGGCACCGACGCCAUCGGCCACCUCGGCGGCGCCAAGCUAGGCACCGCGCUGGCGGCCGCCGCGGAGGCCGCGCGCAAGGGAGCCGAGUCGACCAGCGAGCUCGUGCGGCGCAAGGGCCGCGGCACCUACCUGGGCGAGCGGGCCAAGGGCCACAAGGACGCCGGCGCCGAAGCCGUCGCCCUCCUCCUCGACGCCCUCCUCCACACCCUGCGCCCUUCCACCUCUUCUUCCUCCUAA
Molecule: messenger RNA, 1575 nt
Organism: Acanthamoeba castellanii str. Neff
Lineage: Eukaryota; Discosea; Longamoebia; Acanthamoebidae
Product: glycerone kinase
Exons: 8
Coding region: 1-1575 (524 amino acids)
Biological process (GO): glycerol catabolic process
Cellular component (GO): cytosol
Molecular function (GO): glycerone kinase activity
Source: RefSeq, a predicted model, not a curated record